Messenger RNA from Aspergillus melleus, 1371 nucleotides. RefSeq names its product cytochrome P450. The coding region runs from base 1 to 1371 and encodes 456 amino acids. Gene Ontology annotation, molecular function: heme binding; iron ion binding; monooxygenase activity. Lineage: Eukaryota; Fungi; Ascomycota; Eurotiomycetes; Eurotiales; Aspergillaceae. The transcript has a single exon. The record is from RefSeq and is a predicted model, not a curated record.
AUGCCCGUCAAUGACAUCGCAAGGACAUUUCAAAAAUGGUCGCGCAAAUUUGGGCCGGUCGUGCAUUUCAAGCUAGGAGGCCAGAACUUUAUCGUGCUAGGCACUCGCCGAGCAGCUCAAGACCUCCUCGAGAAGAGAGCUAGCAUAUACAGCUCGCGUCCGCCGUCCAAGUUCUUGGACAACUAUCUACAUAAGGGACUUGCGUCCGCGUUCAUGCCCUACGGUCCACAAUGGAAGCUUCACCGGCGGCUGUCAUCAAACCUACUCAGCGCAAAAGCAUCAAAUGCAUACCAGCACCUGCAAGAUAUAAAAAGUAAGCAGCUGCUUCAUGGGUUUUUAUCAUCUGAUGAUUUUUCGGAGGCCUUCCUUCGGUACACCUCGGAUGUCAUGUUUACCCUCAUCUACGGGAAGGGGAGAGGGAGUGAUGAUGGUGACCACAAAAGGCUCCACCAGAUCAAUGAGAUGGCCGUGUUUGUUCUUCAGAAAGCUUCGUAUGGAAUGCUGCUGCUCGAUCUUUUCCCGUUUCUCGAUUGGCUGCCGAAGUUCCUUCUGACAUGGCGCGAGAAAGCCCAUGAAUUACACGAGAAGACCAAAGAAGUGUAUACGGAAUGUUCUAAUAUUGCUCUUCAGGGCGACAGCUGGAACUGGAGCCACGAGGCUCUACAGAGGAGCGAAGCCAAGGAGCUCCCCUGGGACGACGUGUGCUACUCACUCGGCGAGCUCUACGUAGCCGGCAUCCACACCACAAAGAUGGUCCUGGAAAUCAUGAUCAUGAACUGCAUUCUCAAGCCGGAAGUCAUGAAGAAGGCUCAGGAGGAACUUGACUCGGUCGUCGGCGCAGACAGAUUACCGUCAUUCAGCGACCUUGAGAGCCUGCCGUACAUUCGCGCGCUGGUCUCGGAGCUUCUCCGCUGGCGCCCCAUAUCUCCCAUUGGAGUUCCUCACGCGGUGAUCCAGGACGACGAGUAUAUGGGCUAUUUCAUUCCCUCUGGAUCCACCGUCAUUUCCAAUCAGUUGGGGAUGAACGAGGACGAAACGGUCUUUGACAAGCCCCAGGAUUUCAACCCGGAUCGUUAUCUCGAGAACCCGGAUCUUCCUGUUUCUGCGUUUGGGUUUGGGAGACGUCUGUGCCCAGGGCAUCAUUUGGCACGGAAUAGUUUGCAUCUUGUCACUGCACGCUUGCUCUGGGCGUAUGAUAUCUCCGCCGCCGACGGCAAGUUGGGCGACCAGCUGAAUCCAGCCUCUUUCAAGGCCAACUUCCGCGUUCGAGCUCCUGGAAAGAAAUAUGUCAUCGAAAGCGAGAGCGCGGUAGCUGACCAGGACGAAAAGGCGAUCAUGGAGAAGAUCAAAGACAAAAUCCGGGGAGUAUAG